Messenger RNA from Arachis ipaensis, 1383 nucleotides. RefSeq lists its product as uncharacterized. The record is from RefSeq and is a predicted model, not a curated record. Lineage: Eukaryota; Viridiplantae; Streptophyta; Magnoliopsida; Fabales; Fabaceae.
AUGGAAGGUUUAUUGAAAGAGACUCAGAAAAGUAAAACUAGUAAAAGGAAAGUAAGUUUCAACGAAGAGGGUACUGAUGAGUGUGAGGAUGCAAUUGAUGAAGCAAUAGCGCAAGAUGAACAACAAACUCCGAGUCAGUUACCAACUAAGGAGGUUAUUGGAGGCCAUCCAAAAAAGAAAGCAAAAACCAUUAUUCCUCCUAUGUUUGCACCAAGAACAACUCCGGGAAGUCAACCAAGUCUGAAAAGCGUGUUUCAAAACAAAGAGGCGCUUCAUGAAGUUGAUAAGCGAGUGGCUAGAUGGCUUUUGGAUUGUAGGAUUCCUUUCAAUGCGGUUAUGUCACCCUUUUUUCAAGAUAUGUUGGAUGGUGUUUCUGGCAUUAGGCCUGGUUAUAAAGGUCCUUCUUAUGAUACAUUGAGGGUUAACUUAUUAGCCGAUCUCAAAAGGGAGUGUCAAAUGGUUGUUGAUAGCUAUAGGUCUGCUUGGAAAGAAACUAGAUGUACUCUCAUGGCUGAUGGUUGGACAGAUCAAAGGCAAAGAACAUUGAUUAAUUUUUUGGUUUAUUGUUCGAAAGGGUUGUGCUUUGUGAAAUCUGUAGAUGCCUCAAGUAUGGUUAAAAAUGCUUCAAGCUUGUGUGACUUGUUUUCAGAGGUGAUUGAAUGGAUUGGGCCUGAUAAUAUUGUUCAUGUAGUGACAGAUAAUGUCGCGAAUUAUGUUGCUAUUACCGUGUUUGUGUAUAAUCAUAUGGUGUUCUUGUCCUGGCUAAGACAAAGAACUGAUUGGAGAGAGAUUGUUCGUCCAUGUGCAACUCGUUUUGCCACUGUCUUCCUCACAUUGAUGAGUAUCUUUGAGCGCAAAUCGGAUUUACAAUCAUUGGUUGUUGAUACACACUUUACCGGACACAAAUUAGGAAGGAGUGCUAAUGAUGCCGAUAAUAAACCAUCAUUGGGGAUUGUUUAUGAAGGUAUGCUGAGGUCAGAAAAUGGAAUCAAAGAAAUGUUCAAGCAAAGGAAGACUGCAUAUCAACCUUACACAGAGAUUAUCAACUCAAGAUGGGACAAACACUUGAAAAAAAGUCUUCACGCAGCAGCUUAUUUCUUAAAUCUUGCUUGCUUUUUUUCUGAAAAUUAUAGAGAAGCACCUGAUGUCAUGCGAGCUUUACUUGAUCUUGUUACAUUGCAUUGCAAGGUUAAUAAUUUAGAUUCAUUUGAGAUGAAUGGUGGAGAUGAGAUUGAUGCUGAUUUAGAUCAAGGUGGUGGUGGUGGUAGUAGUAGUACAUUUUAUGCUGCACCACUUGCUUUUUCUGGUCCAAAUAGUGGAAAUGAAGGCGAUGAAAUCAAUGACGCAAAUCUGCAGCAAGUUAUGGAGGAUUUUGAUGAUUGA